Molecule: messenger RNA, 183 nt
Organism: Podarcis lilfordi (Lilford's wall lizard)
Lineage: Eukaryota; Metazoa; Chordata; Lepidosauria; Squamata; Lacertidae
Source: the annotation of a GenBank genome assembly
AAAAACCGCUCUUCACCCGUGAUGCCUCACAGCUGAAAGGGACUUUCCUCAGCACGACUCUUAAAAAAAGCAAUAUGGGCUUUGGAUUUACCAUCAUUGGUGGGGAUGAGCCCGAUGAGUUUCUCCAGGUGAAGAGUGUCAUUCCUGAUGGGCCUGCAGCACAGGAUGCCAAAAUGGAAACAG